AUGACCGCGUCUUCAACUUCGACUCCGACAGCUUCCAAUGCAACUUGCCCUGCGACGACGCCACCACCGAUGCGCGUACCGAUCAUGACGUUUAUCGCCGGCAUUGGCGACAACGUGCGCACGCAGUUUGCCGCUUCCAACUCUCCAGCAGGUGAGCUCUACCGGUCUGGCAAACUGGAAUUUAUCGACAUUCCGUCGCCGCAGUUGGUCGGCAACAAGCAGAACCCGAUUCAUGGACACAAGAUGGAAGACCCGGGUGAGCCACGCUGGGACCUCACGCCCAGUCAGCAGCGUAUCGUGGAGCAGGCGGACGUUGUCAUGAUGGACUCGAACGGAGGUGGUCCUGUCUUCCUCGCUCCCAAAGAGAAUUUACCCGAAGACAAGCAGCACGUGCUGAGCAAUGUCAAGUGGGUGCAAGCCACAUAUGUCGGUGUCGAGACGUACUUGGACCUGCUACCCAAAGGGGACAACCGGUCGGCUUUGCCAAAGUUCACGCUGACCCGGGCCGGUGGAAUGAUGCCGCGAAUCAUGGCGCAGUAUGUGCUGGGAUACGUCACGGCUAUCGAAAGAAGGUUGCUGGAUGCCAUGGAGUACCAGCUGAACCACGAGUACGCUCGCAUUGACAUGAUCCGCUUCCGUCCUACGCAGUCGGUCACGGUGGGAAUCCUGGGACUUGGAGACAUUGGUCAAUACACCGGCAAGAUGCUGCGCAGCUUUGGCUACAACGUGCUGGGCUUCAAGCGCCGCGUAAGUAAGCACGGCCUUGCUGACCUUGCCGAAUGUGCCGACCACGUCACCACGAGCCUGGACCAAGUGCUAGCCGAGAGCGACUACCUCAUCAACCUCCUGCCGAGCACCAGUGCGACGCGAUACGUGCUGAACGAAACGAACCUGGAGUUGUGUCGCUCACGCAGGCCCGUGUUCAUUAACAUUGGCCGUGGAGACGUGAUAUCCGAGAAGACGCUGGUGGAUGCACUGAACAAGGGCAGGUUUUCACGCGCUGUGCUCGAUGUGUUCGAGAAGGAGCCCCUUCCGAAAGACAGCCUGUUGUGGGAACACCCGUCGGUGCUGCUGACGCCACACGUAUCGGGUAAAGUGUUCCCCGAGGAUGUAGCCGCGAUGUUUCUGGACAACUUCAAUCGAUACCUGAAGGGCGAGCCGGUACGGUACAAAGUCGACUGGGUCGGGGGCUACUAG
Molecule: messenger RNA, 1197 nt
Organism: Hyaloperonospora brassicae
Lineage: Eukaryota; Oomycota; Peronosporomycetes; Peronosporales; Peronosporaceae
Source: the annotation of a GenBank genome assembly